GUCAUAUGAACAAACGCAGAUGGUACAUGUGCCCUAGAUCACACCCUACAAGAAUCUCUGUAGCCUCUUAUUUGAACCCACUUGGACCAAGUGCUGUAUCCAGAUUCUCUACCUUAACCCUAUUCUUAUUUGUUUUUUUCUUCCUCUAUUUUUCUAUAUAAACCCUCCACACCCUUCUUCAUCCAUCAUCCACUCACCUCCUCUACUCUCUACAGAGCUUACUACAACCCUAAAUUACAGUCAUUCACUAGAAGAAAAAAUUCAUUAAUUAAAAGAAGAGGUUGAGAAAAAUGUCAGGAGUUUGGGUAUUCAAAAACAAUGGAGUAUUUACGUUGGAGAAUGAAGAGGGAAAACGAGGAAGUGUUUCGUCAAAAAGAAAUAAGGUUUUGGUGCACUUGCCGAGCGGUCAGCCUAUAUCAUCCUACUCUUGUCUGGAGCAAAUCCUGAGAGGUUUAGGGUGGGAGAGGUAUUAUGGAGGAGACUCUGAUCUCCUCCAAUUCCACAGGCGCUCUUCCAUAGACCUAAUUUCUCUUCCAUGGGAUUUCUCGAGGUUCAGUUCUGUUUACAUGUACGACAUUGUCAUCAAGAACCCUCAUGUCUUCCAUGUCCGUGAUAUGUAACCUCCUUACAUAACCUAUAUAUCCGUGUCUGUUUGGAAAUUGGGUUGCUCUUAA
This is a messenger RNA of Mercurialis annua (annual mercury), 674 nucleotides long. Its product is annotated as flowering-promoting factor 1-like. Bases 291 to 620 code for a protein of 109 amino acids. NCBI's taxonomy places the organism in Eukaryota, Viridiplantae, Streptophyta, Magnoliopsida, Malpighiales, Euphorbiaceae. The record is from RefSeq and is a predicted model, not a curated record. Gene Ontology annotation, biological process: vegetative to reproductive phase transition of meristem; regulation of flower development. The transcript has a single exon.